Salarias fasciatus (jewelled blenny) is the source of this 2532-nucleotide messenger RNA. RefSeq lists its product as uncharacterized. Lineage: Eukaryota; Metazoa; Chordata; Actinopteri; Blenniiformes; Blenniidae. Bases 160 to 2250 code for a protein of 696 amino acids. The record is from RefSeq and is a predicted model, not a curated record. The transcript is spliced from 4 exons. Gene Ontology annotation, biological process: positive regulation of cell size; positive regulation of translation.
AGAGGUGUGCUCAUCAGAUCAGAUAAAGCCAGUGUUAAUGGGAAAGGUAGGAGGAGAUUCAUGGAAGAAGAGGAGGAAACUCUCUGCAUCUCAGGAGUCCUCCUGUUCCUAUCCUGCUACUUCUUCAUUCUGUGAGCUGGUUGGACAUCAUCCAUCACUAUGUUCUCUGACAGUGGGGCUCCAGCACCAGGGGAGCAGAAAGGCUUCAAGCCCCACACUCCCCACUUCAUUCCGUGGCUGCGCAAUAGUUUGAAAGCCCAUCACAGCAGUGACCUGGGGCUCAACGGACCGUACAAAUCCAACUCGGAGGCCCGCAACAGCCUGACCCCACUGGAGAGAGCCAAGGGGAUCAGUUUCUUCUCUAUCCAAGGAAAGGACCGGGCAAAGAAGGGAGAACUUCGGUGCAAUGGUGUGGGGAUGACGAGGAUGCUGCCAGUAGUGCUGAGGGGGCACCACAUCCUGCCAGGGACUUUGGGUAAGCAGAAGGAAGACAGUGCUGCCAGGUGGAAUCAGAAUAAAGAACUGGACUCAGACCCCAGCACACAAACCAGCCUGGGAGAUGGGCCACAGGGUCCUAGUGACAGCUCCUACGCUGCCGAGGACAACCACACCUUUAUUAGGAACCACAGCACCCACCUGAGCCUGCAUCAGCCGAAAAGUGAUGGGACUAAUUCCUCAGUCAGGAAGUACGGGCCCCUUGUGGGUCCCACUCCUGCCCCUGUUCCUGCUCUGCUGGACAAGGAGCCAAACUGUAAGGUGCCUGUUGUGAUGUGUAUGGAGGACAGGAGCGGAAAGGUGUGGGAUUAUGCCAGCCAUACAACCUACCACCAGAGAGACCUCCAUUCAUCGAGCUGGCUGAGUUCAGACACUCAGGGACUAAUAGAAAGGCAGCAUGGAUUUAGCUCCAGCUUCAGCUAUAUCAAUAAACACAGCAGGAACUCCCAGAGUCAGAGAGACCUGACUGCACUGAGGGAGCCACCUGUGGAGGCUCUCAAUGGGCCCCUGAGCAGAGUCAUUUUCUCCACAGAGGUUCCUCACAGGGGUCUGGGCUGUACAACGACCCUUCGAGGCCCCAGGAAACCCAGACCGAGCUCAGAGCGGAUCACCAUUCAAGGUCAGAACCAGACGUGGGUCCAGCAGAGACCUGUCAGUGAGGGAGACUCACAGAGUAAAAAUGCCAGCUGCACCAGGAAAGUGGUUCGAAACCAAAUCAAACGAGUGGUGGACAACCUGGAGCAGGUUCUCAAAGCACUGAGAGAUGUUCACGAAGAAAUGAGAGAGGUGGUGCAUCAGAUUGACAAUCUAACUUCAUCAAUUGAUUUGAAUGAGGUGGAGCAACACGACACAGAAGGUGGAGACUCAAAGCUUCCCAGUGACAGCAGCUACAAUUCAGGUUCCAGCUCCAGCGAGAUAACAGUCGGUAGCGCCCAUCAGCAGCCCUCCAGCACUGAAAACCAGCAAGGAAAUGUUGACUUGUCUGGCACUCUCAGGAGAAAUCAUCAUCGCAGGAGCCGGUCUCCUGUGCCAUUCUGUUCUUCAACCUCUGGGAUUUUAUCAGAGAGGAGUCGGACUCUUCGCUUCACAUGUAGUCUAGGGUCACCUCCCAGGCAAAGUGGACUGAUGCCAUCUGGCAAUAGCAUCCCUUCAUCGAACCCAACCGAACUUCAAGACGUCAUCUCCCAUGAAAACACUCUAUCUCCCCCCAAAAACCUACCUGUGCGCCCUCCGACCCCUGGUCUUUCACCUCUUACAGUAAAUCUCCACCACCCUGGAAGCCCAGGAUCUGGGCCUCAAUCUCCAGGGGCUUCCUCCUCCUCCUUCAGGAUCAGCCCCAUAUCCCCUCCUUCCCCCUUGUGUCAGAAACCUUACCCAUCCCCUAUCCUUAGCACAUCUGUCAUGGUAGAGAGCAAAGUUGGGUCUUAUCAGGACCCGCAAAGCGACAUCCCAUCUGGUGGCAGACUCUCUCCAUCAACCAACCAGACUUUGUCUCCCAGCGGCCCAUCCACCGACUCGCAGACUCAAACUGCAUCCACCACUUACAGAGAGAGGCGCUCAUCUUCAGCAGGACCUUCACAUGCGUGUGCUGCCUCUACAGCCACAGUCAAGCCACCUGCAGCACAAGGUCGCAGAGGUCGCAAGCCUCCACCGUACCCUCAUCACAGGUUCUCUGAGCACACAAAGAAAGUGAAAGAGCCCCGCAAAGCUCCCCCCUAUCCUGAGAAAAGAAGGCUGCUCUCUACCACGGUGUGAGGCGAUGCAGCAGGUGGGGGAGGCUGAUCGAAAAGAGCCAUAUUCGCAGUACCAUCCACAAGUCUGCAAGAGUGGAGAGCAAUUUAAGGCUUGCCAAAUUGAGCUGAGACCAAGUUUCCAAGGUGACAGGACGGAAACACAAUCUGGGGAUCUGGACGUGAUUAUUUCCUGUUGUGACCUCAGUGGAAGUCUCAAUGGUGACAAAGGGAGGGGGGGGAAUUCCUGCUGAGCAUUUCCUCCUCUCUAGAGGAUCAACGCCAGACCAACGAGAGAAACAAACAA